UGAGGUAGAAUUAUGUAGAAAGUGUUAAGAAUGGGGGGAGACUGCCUGGUCCUGCACUGCAUCUGUUGUUCAGAGAGUGAUCAAGCAUCUGUACUUCUGAUAGAGACAGGAAUACUGGAAGAGAAAAGCAGGUGGGGGAACUUGCAAGGAAGGAAUCUAUCUCUUUGCAAGUGCUGUAGAAAUGUAUAGGAUGUAUCAAUAUGUUUCUCUUUUUCUCUCUUUGUUUCUUGCUGCGCUACUGUUUGGCUACCACCUGGCACACAGGCAGUUGGUGGAUUUUUUUGCAUGUGCCAUGCAUUUUUUCCUAAAGCAGCAAUUCUUAACUUAUGGAUUGCAACCCAAAUAAGGGUCCCCAUGUUGUAGAUUUGGUCUCCUACAUAAUGUGAAAUUCUUUUCUAUGUUUGAAUGUAGGAAACCCAUUCAUCUGCAUAAUUUGGGUCAUCUGAGCAAAAAUGUUAAGAAUCACUGCCCUAAAGAAAGAAUGUCAUAUUUAUGCUUUUUCAUAAUGUAAGCAAUAAUUUUAUAACCUGACACUUUAGCUUUAAACCCAUAACCCUGCUUUAGAACCAUUAUACUUAUUACACAAAAUGUCAUAUUUAUGUUAACAACCUCUUCAUUUCAUAUUCAGUUGAAAUGACUCUCUUAUUUUUACUGCAUAUUAUAUUUUCAUUUAGGUUGUUUUUAUUUUUGAACAGAUGAAAUCCUCUGGACAUUGUAAAGUCACUAUAGCUGUUAUCAGCUUUGUCAGUUUGACUCUUGUUACAGCUGUCAUUGCUGCUGUUGUCAUAGUUGUUGUUCUUGGUCGAAACAGUUCAGUAUCAGACCCCACCAUUAACUAUUAUAAUGGUUCUUUUAGGAUAACUAAUAUAAAUUACACAGAUGAUUAUAAAAAUAGCCAAAGCGAUGCAUAUAAAUCAAUGUCUGCACAAAUUGAAGGAAUUAUUUCAAAAACUUUUGACAACUCUGAUGUGAAGAACCAGUACAGCUCAACAAAGGUCAUAAGCAUAAGGUAGGUUAGAGCUCAAAGUAGUGUAAAUAAUGCUUCUUAAUUUAAUAUUGCCUUUUUAUUUUUUUAUUUUGCAUGUAGCGCUUGCUCUG
Xenopus laevis (African clawed frog) is the source of this 1098-nucleotide messenger RNA. Its product is annotated as transmembrane protease serine 11D-like. Bases 696 to 1013 code for a protein of 105 amino acids. The record is from RefSeq and is a predicted model, not a curated record. Lineage: Eukaryota; Metazoa; Chordata; Amphibia; Anura; Pipidae. The transcript has 3 exons.